GAAGCAGUCGUACUUGUACACUCCUUGUCUCCUUCGCUUUGGCACACUGGACACGUCCACCACGUGAACACGUCAACAGAAGUGACCCAUCAAGGGGCCCACAGGUCCACGAGCCCGAGUGACGACUGACGACAGAUCGCUUGUGCGUCGCUAACCCGCCGCUAGUCGGCUAGUGGGUGGGAAAUCCGCAGAUUCCCGUCGCUACUUCGGCCACAUGGCUGCAGCGGCGGCGUGGACCGGCGCCGCAUCCCCCAACUCGCUGCUGCUCUCGCGCUCGCCUCCCCACGCCGCCGCGCUCGCGCCUUCGCCGGGAAGCUCCAUGCGGAGGCGGCUCCUCCUCGGCGUCGGCACCCCGGCCGUGGCGGCGCUGGCGGCCGCGGCGCCGCCAGCGGUGCUGCAGGACGGAGCGGUCACUGUGCUCAUCACCGCCGGCGCCUACUCUCUUGUGCGCGUCUUCGACGAGCUCACCGAGCGGCGGCUCAUCGAAAAGAGCUUGAGCAGGAAGGUUGUGCACGUGCUAUCCGGCGUCCUGUUCAUGUCAUCUUGGCCCCUGUUCAGCAAUUCGACAGAAGCACGGUAUUUCGCCGCGGUUGUCCCGUUCCUGAACUCCAUGAGGCUUCUGAUAUAUGGACUCCGUCUCUACACUGAUGAAGCUCUGGUAAAAUCAGUGACACGUGAAGGAAAACCAGAGGAAUUGCUGAGAGGUCCACUCUAUUAUGUCCUGGUGCUGCUGUUCAGCGUUUUAGUCUUCUGGCGUGAGUCCCCCAUCGGGAUCGUCUCCUUGUCGAUGAUGAGCGGUGGCGAUGGUUUUGCUGACAUUGUUGGGAGGAGGUAUGGCUCAGCGAAGCUGCCAUUCAAUCGGAAGAAGAGCUGGGCCGGGAGCAUCUCGAUGUUCAUUUCUGGUUUCCUGCUGUCCGCGAUGAUGAUGCUCUACUUCUCAAGCCUGGGUUACAUUGAUGUUAUCUGGGAAGAGGCACUUGGUAAGCUGGCGCUUGUUGCACUAGCAGCGACAGUAGUGGAGUGCGUUCCUGUGACCGAAGUUGUAGAUGACAACAUAUCUGUUCCUUUGGCCACCAUGCUGGUAGCUUUUCUCUUGUUUAGCUCCAACCGCACAAUAGUUAAUUAAAAUACUACUAGUGCAUUAUUUAAGACAUGUGAUGAGUUCUUCAGUGAUGAGUUGUGCUUGCUUUUGCUUCCU
This is a messenger RNA of Zea mays, 1198 nucleotides long. RefSeq names its product putative phytol kinase, chloroplastic. Lineage: Eukaryota; Viridiplantae; Streptophyta; Magnoliopsida; Poales; Poaceae. Gene Ontology annotation, biological process: vitamin E biosynthetic process. The record is from RefSeq and is marked provisional. Gene Ontology annotation, cellular component: chloroplast. Gene Ontology annotation, molecular function: phytol kinase activity.